AUGGGAAUCUUGGGCUUUGCGCCUAUUCAUCUACAUGAGCAAGUCAAUGACAAAAUACUACAUUUCUCUAUCUUUUUCAUAUUGGCAGUUUUCCUCUACUUUUUAUGGAAUCUCUCAGUGAAGCGAAAUCUGAUAUUAGCUACCAGUAUCUUACUCGUGCUAGCAAUAGGCAGUGAAUUCAUACAAGGACUACUACCAUAUCGCAGUUUUGAUGGCUAUGAUAUCCUUGCUAACUUAGUGGGUGGUACAUCUGGAAUUGCAAUUUCUUCGUUGAUCGAUUGUUUGAUUGAUAGACACCGAGAAAACAAGAGACGAUUUGGUGGAAAACGAGAAGCAGAAUAUCAAAGCGCUUUGAUGGAAUUCACUGAUGAGGAUGACGAUGAUGAAGAAUAUGGCAACAGCUACAAACUAGCAAGUCGAGCUUAA
This is a messenger RNA of Mucor velutinosus, 426 nucleotides long. RefSeq lists its product as uncharacterized. The transcript is spliced from 2 exons. The record is from RefSeq and is a predicted model, not a curated record. Gene Ontology annotation, cellular component: intracellular membrane-bounded organelle. NCBI's taxonomy places the organism in Eukaryota, Fungi, Mucoromycota, Mucoromycetes, Mucorales, Mucoraceae. Bases 1 to 426 code for a protein of 141 amino acids.